GUGCGGCCUGUCGUAAAACAUCUGGGGAAGAAUAUAACACACACACAAACACACACAAGCGCACACACCUUCAAGCCGCCCGAGCUCGUGCAGUGGCUUUGUAACGAGCAGUCGCAGUCCAGCGCGAUGAUAUUCGUCUUAUGCAUCCGGGCUGUCAAGCUUAUCUGGUUACAAAAUGAGUGAAAAGCUAGUUUGGGUGGUUGAAACCAACAUGCUUUAAAUGUCAGUGGCGCUUCCAGUUCAGGCAACAUUCCUGGAUUCUUCACCAGAACACACGCUCUGGGUCUGGACUCGGGAGUUUGGACGGGCUGCUUUUGUUGAGGCAGGGCUUGGAAGAACAGAGGAAUUUUUGGAAAAGCUGCUGGUGGAAAACUGCCGGAAACGCACAAGUCCAAGUCUUCUGGGAAUCGUAUCGUUCACAUGAUGGAUGUGAUUUCACCGUGCACAGGGGAAAUGACACGAUCUGUCACCCUGGAUUAACACAGACUCGGAUUCACUCAUUGGUGGGAUUUGUUAUCCAGGAAUCAACGUGGCAUAUGGGCAAACUCCUUUUGGCAGGAUGUUGACACCAUGAGGGCUCGGGAAUAUUGACCGUAAUAUAAUCGGGGUUACUAUCGGGAAGAUUUCCGCCUACAUGCUCACAGCUUGCGGUGCAGAAUGGCAUCGACCGAGAGACUGUAUGAGGUUUGGAUGCUGUACUGCAAUAAGAAGGACCCGGACUACCUGAAGCUCUGGUUGGAGAUCUUCAUUGGCUCUUAUGAGAGAUGUCUGGAUGUGGAUUUCGAGAAACCGCCAACCAGGUUGGAGGAGACGCCGCCCGUCAUGACGCUGUUACCUGAUAACAUCCUGCAGGUGUUGCGUCUGCAGCUGCUGCAGUGUGUGCAGAAAGCGUCUGAGGGACUGGAGCCCGAGCAGCAGACGUUGGCGCUCCUGCUCCUCAAAUUCCUCAUCGUCACCUGCAGGAACCUGUCAAAUGUGGAAGAGAUCGGCGCCUGUUCCUACAUAAACCACAUCAUCACCAUGACAACGCUUUACAUCCAGCAGCUGAAGAGUAAGACGAAAGAGAAGGAGCUGGCUGAUCAGACACAAGCCGAGGAGUUUGUCCGUCACGCUCUGGCCUUCUGUGAGAGUCUGUAUGAUCCCUAUCACAACUGGAGGCAUCGCAUUCACGGACGGCAGCUCAGUGCUGUGGAGAGAAGCAGACAGAAGUUUAAAGCCGCACCGCUUACUGUAGAAUUUGUGCCCUUCUUUUACCAAUGUUUUCAGGAGAGUGAGCACCUGAAGGACAGUCUUAAAUGUUGCCUUUUGCACCUGUUUGGAGCCAUCGUCGCGGGUGGACAGCGUAACGCUCUGCUGGCCAUCUCUCCGGCCACGAUGGAGGUGCUGCUGGGAGUGUUGGGUGCCGGUGAGUGUCUGAGCGGAGGCGGAGAUGGAGAGGACUGGGACAGUGAGGCUCCUGACAGGAAGUCGCUGUUGACUCUGGGCUGUUUGCGGGAGGUGGUGCACCGGCUCCUGGCCAGCAGCUCCGAUCAGAGACAGGUGGAGAUCAGCUCCGUGCUGGAGAGCUACUUCAAACUGCUCAACUCGGACCCCGCCGCCACAGCGCAGGUCAAAGGUCGCCCAUCGCCGCCCCGCUCUCGGCACUGGGAGAGCCGCUUUGUGGCGUUACAGGUGAACAUGCUCGAAACUAUUCAGGACAUGUUUGAGUGCAGCGACCGCCCCGUCCUGCAGGCCAUCUUCCUCAACAGUAACUGCUUUGAGCAUCUGACCCGACUCCUGCAGAACAGUAAGGUGUUCCAAGGGAGGCUCGACUCUCUUGCCGUGGCAACAAUCAAAACUCUCACGACAGUGCUGCACAAGUCACCUGCUGCAAAGGAAGUGUUUAAGGAGCGGAUUGGCUACACUCACCUGUAUGAGGUGUUGGUGUCACUGGGUCAGCCGUCCAGACACCUGCUGAAGGAACUCAUGAAUAUGGCUGUUGAGGGUGAGCAUUCGUCCGUGGGUCUCCUGGGCAUCAGUAACGUGGAGCCUCUCCUGCUCCUGAUCCAGUGGCUUCCAGAGCUGGACUCUGCCGAGCUGCAGAUCUUCACUUCCGACUGGCUCCGGCGCAUCUGCGGUCUGAACCGGCGCACGCGAGCCACCUGCGUCAACUCUUCCAUGACUCUCAUAGUGCUGUCGGCUCUGGAGAGACACGAGCGGCUGCACCGGGCCUGUGCCGAGAGUCUGGUGGGCCUGUUGGGAUCUUUAGGCAGCCAGUCGCUGAGUUCCUCUGAGCUCCAGAAUCUGCUGAGACUCCUGCGUCAGGACGAGCCGGGCGGUGCUCACCCGUAUGUGGGACCGGUGCUGCGGGCGCUCCUGGGGAUGGUGCGCAAACAGGGCCUGGAGAGCGCCAUGCAGUACUUUGAUCUGUCACCGCCCAUGGCUGGCAUCGCCGUGCCGACCAUCCUCCGUUGGCCAGGCUUCGCUUUCAGCUUCUUUGCUUGGCUCUCAUUGGACCAAGAUCAGCUGGGCCAGCCCAGUAAAGGAGAGAAGAGGAAACAGCUGUAUAGUUUUUUCACCCCAGGUGGCACCGGGUUCGAGGCCUUUAUCAGUUCAGCCGGAGUGCUUGUGGUUGCCGUGUGCACUAAGAAAGAAUAUGUCACCGUCAUGCUGCCUGACUACUGCUUCUGUGAUUCACUCUGGCACAGUAUUGGUGUGGUUCACGUGCCGGGGAAGAGGCCGUUUGGCCAGAGUCUGGUCUACAUCUUUGUGGAUGGACAGCAGAAACUAUCAGCACCUUUAAAAUACCCAACCAUGACUGAGGCCUUCACGUCAUGCUGUAUCGGUUCAGCGGGUCACCGCACCACGACGCCUCCUCCCUCUCAGAUCCCAGAUCCUCCGUUUUCCGGUGGCAAUCCCUCCGGACGCUCAUCAUUCGGCGCUAUCCUCCCGGGCUGGGGCGGCCUGCUAGGGACCAAACCUGAGUCUGUCACCAAACUGAUUUCCGCCGGGACUCAGGACAGCGAGUGGGGCAGUCCCACCUCACUGCAAGGCCAGCUGGGAAGUGUCAUGGUCUUCCACGAGCCCCUCCAAGCCAGUCACGUCAAAGCCCUCUGUAGCGCAGGACCAAACUGUAUUUCUCCCUUUAAAAGUCAAGAGGCUGAACUCGGAGACCUGGCGCCCAAACUUCUGCUACACUAUUCUCCAAAGGCAUGUAGGAAAGCAAUAUGUCUGGAUUUAUCCCCUAAUAUGCUGCACGGUCGCCUGACAGGAAAUAAAGUGGUCAACUGGGAUAUCAAAGACAUGAUCAACUGUGUUGGAGGGCUUCCUGUGUUGCUCCCAGUCUUGGAGCAGUUGACUUUGUUAACCCCUGAUUUACAUCACGUGGACCCCUCAGGGCCAGAGUUCAUCACCCCUGACUCAGUCACACCUUCUGACGGAGACUGGGUCAUACUGCCCUCAAACAGAGCGUCAGAGGCCAGACUGGAGAAGAAUCUGGUGGCGACGUUCUUGCUGGUGAUCAAGCAUUUCCUGCAGAGGCAUCCCAUAAACCAGGAAACCCUUCUGCACUCCCACGCUGUGGCCACGUUAGGAGCUCUGCUUCAGAAGCUGCCAGCGUUCCUGGUGGACGUGAGCGUGCUGGUGGCGGUUCAGCUGUUGAUCGAGCAGAUGACGUAUGAGAAGAACUCACAGCUCCUGCAGCAGCUCCACACACACCUGCUCUUCAACUUCAGCAUCUGGAACCAAGGAGAUUUCCCACUGCGCAUCGGUCACAUCCAGUACAUGUCCACCGUCAUCAAAGACAGCAGAAAGCAGUUCAGGAAGAAAUAUGGAGUGCAGUUUCUGCUGGACACAGUACGCCUUUACUAUGGUUCUGGAAGUAAAGAUGCAGAUCUGAGUGAGGAUGACAUUAAGACAAUCAGAGCUUCUCUCUGUGGCCUGCUGAAGUAUUACAUCAGCAAGGGAACCACCCAAGAGGAGAUCCAGAGCAUUCUGGGAUACAUCGCUGCCAUUGGAGACGAGGAACAGCUGUGUGGGAUCCUGGAGCUGCUGCUGACUCUGCUGCAGACCAGCGCAGCGCGGGACCAGCUCUUCCUGCUGCUGUUUGAACCGGGAGCGGCCGACUCCUGCUACGCUCUGCUGCUCAACAACAAACACUCCGACCGCCUCCGAGAGCUCGUCUUCAAGCUGUUUGAGCGGAUGCUGAAGUGUGACCGUGUGUAUGAGAAGAGCAAGCAGAGGUUGCGCUUGAGGGAUGUGGGGUACUCUGGCCUCAGUCUGCUGUUCUCAGACCUGCACCUCACCUCCAGCCUCAUCAAGUGCCUCCUUCACCAAGUGCUGUCUACCGAUGCUGUGGUGAACUAUAAAGAUCUGAUGGCUGUGGUUCAGCUGACCCAUAAAGCCGGGCCCAGUGUUCGCCUGACUGUAUGCAAGAGGAUGUAUGCGCUGCUACAGUCUCAGCAGGAUGCAGCGCUGCAGAUCUCCAAGCAGACGUGUUGGCAGGGCACUCUAAUGAGUCUGUUUGUCCGGAGCCCCGGGAGCGACGGAGGUUCUGGUUCGGGCCGUUGUGACGCGGCCAGCCUGGGGAGUUUCGAGCUGAGCCGCAGCAGCGGAGGAAGCCGCCUGGAGCCUCCUCUGGAGCGCAGGCCUCUGGGAGACAGGCUUGAGGAGCGAGACAGCGCCUCAGACAGCAGGUCCAUAGACAGCCUGGACAACGGAGAGCUGAUGUCCCUCUCUGAAACACCUGGGGACGCGCCGACACCCAAACCCUGGGGCGUGAAAGCAGGGGUCUUGAGUUUGGACCUGUCCCAGCUGCAUCGGUUCGAUCACGGGGACAGCGGCAGUCAGACUCCGGGCAGCAUGCCGAGCACACCGUCUCCUCUGGAGAACGCAAAGCCCUUCCCCGGAGCUUCCUCUCUGAAUGAUGACAGCUUCCUGUUUACAAACAAUCCCUCCCAGAGACAUUCAACAAACAGUGAGCGUGCGGAGGAGGAGUUGGCGCGUCUGCUGUUGGAGAUGGUGUUGUGUGUCAUGUGGAGAGGGGUGGAGGGGUCCGAUGACGCCGCCUGGCUGGAGAGGGGUCAGGUGUUCUCCGCCCUCACCAAACUGGGCACUGCCAACGAGCUGCUGCUGCCCGUGGACCACAUCAAACUCAGUCUGAUGGAGAGGAUGCUGGAAUUGGCCGUAACGGAUAACCGAGAGGCGACGACGGCCACGCUGCCGCAGCACACGGAGAACGCAGUGCGUCUUCUGCACAUGGUGCAGGACUUCCUGCAGGCUGAGGGGCUGGUGAAUCCCGCUCUGUGGACUGAGAAGGUUCUGGAGGACACGGUGACUCUGAUGGACGGGCUGAUGGUGUGGUACGCCUCCGGGACGCAGUGGCUCCAGCUGUCUCAGGUGGGACUACGGCUGCUGCUCGGGUUCAUGGCGCAGGAAGACCCACAGGUGUGUGCCAUGGCUACGGCCAAACUGAAUGGCAUCUUGCAGACGAAGACGGUGGACUCUCAAGACGAGGCCUGUUAUCUUCUGGGUCGUGUGGAGGGGAUCCUCAGGCGCUCUGUGAGCGAGGAGCGGACAGAGGAGACCUACUCGUUUUUAGUGCCUCUCCUCCGUACGCUCCUGUCUAAAGUCCACAAACUCCUGUACAUGGAGCUGCACCUCCCUCCCUCCCCGACCAACGGAAGCCCGUCUUUCUUUGAGGACUUCCAGCUGUACUGCAGCUCUCCGGAGUGGAGGGUCUAUUUGGAUAAAUAUAUCAUCCCCUACAUGAAGCAAUAUGAGAUCGAGACGUUCAGUCAGGGUCAUGAGAACAUGGCUCUCUACUGGAAGGACUGUUAUGAGGCGUUCAUGCUCAGUCUGCACCGCAAGGAGCGAGAGAGAGGAGAGAGCAAGAUACGCUUUCAGGAGCAGUUUGUGGAACCGUUCAGUCGCCGAGGGCGUCAGGAGAACCUGAGGUACAACAGCAUGCUGAAACAAAUCCACACACAGAACAGCGCCAUCCUCAGGCAGUGGAGGGCGGCCCGCAGAGGACUCUUCUGUGAGAGAGGACCCUGGGUGGACAAGCAGCAGAAGGACAUACACUGGAAGCUCUCGAGUGCUGAAAACUACUCCCGUAUGAGACUCAAACUGGUGCGGAAUUACAACUUUGACCCCCAUAAAGAAGCUAGUGCCUUGAGAGAUAACCUAGGUGUGCAGCACCAGCAGGUAAACACCGAGUCGCUGUUGUUAGAGGCGGUGAAACAGGUGAAGGUCAGUGAUCUGGAGGAUGACAUCCUGGAGCUCCUGGAGGAGGAUCCUGCAUCGGCCAAUCAGGCUGAUUCUGAAGAGGCGGGUCAGAAGGAGAAGCUGGUGAUCUCAGAGGACUGUGAGCUGGUCACGGUGGUUGAUGUCUAUCCGGGUCGUCUGGAGCUCACCACACAGCACAUCUACUUCUACGACAGCAGCGCAGAGAAAGAGGAAGGUGUAGGUCAGGACUUUAAAUGGCCUCUGUCUCAGAUCAGAGAGAUUCACCUGCGCAGGUACAACCUCCGGCGCUCGGCUCUGGAGAUCUUUCUCAUCGACCAGACCAGCUACUUCCUGAACUUCAAGAAGGAGGUGCGUAAUAACGUGUACAGCCGGAUGCUGCUGCUGCGUUCUCUCUCUCUUCAUGCCACUCACUCACCGCAGGAGCUGCUCAAAGCCUCUGGACUCACACAGAAAUGGGUGAACAGGGAGAUCUCAAACUUUGACUACCUGAUGCAGUUGAACACCAUAGCAGGACGGACGUAUAAUGACCUGGCUCAGUAUCCUGUGUUCCCCUGGAUCCUGUCGGAUUAUACGUCCGAGGAGCUGGAUCUGUCCGAUCCGCGGGUGUUCAGAGAUCUCUCCAAACCUGUGGCCGUGCUGAACGAGAGGAACGCCAAAGCCGUCAGAGAGAAAUAUGAGAGUUUUGAGGACCCCACGGGCACCAUAGACCGUUUCCACUACGGCACGCACUACUCGAACGCCGCUGGAGUCAUGCAUUACCUCAUUCGAGUCGAACCCUUCACAUCCCUGCACAUCCAGCUGCAGAGCGGCAGGUUUGACUGUGCUGACCGUCAGUUUCACUCCAUUCCUGCCACCUGGCAGACCCUCAUGGACAAUCCCAACGACGUCAAAGAGCUCAUCCCAGAAUUCUUCUACUUCCCAGAGUUCUUGGAGAACCAGAACGGAUAUGACCUGGGUCGCUUGCAGAUCUCUAAAGAGAGGGUAAAUGAUGUCAUCCUGCCUAAAUGGGCCAAAUCCCCCGAGGACUUUAUCUACAAGCACCGCAAAGCCCUGGAAUCAGAGUACGUGUCGGCCCAUCUGCAUGAAUGGAUCGAUCUGAUCUUUGGCUAUAAACAGAGGGGCCCGGCUGCAGUGGAGGCCCUUAAUGUCUUCUAUUACUGCACAUAUGAAGGGGCUGUUGAUCUGGACGCCAUCACAGAUGAGAAGGAGAGGAAGGCUCUAGAAGGCAUGAUCAGUAACUUUGGACAGACACCGUGCCAGUUACUGAAGGAGCCCCAUCCCGUGCGUCUCUCUCUGGAGGAGCUGGAGAAGAGGAGAACCCGUCUGGACUCCUGUCCUCUCAACAUAUUCGAGCACCUCACUGAACUCAAAUCCUUCUUCAUUGAGGGCAUCAGUGAUAAUGUGCCACUGGUUAAAGCCGUGGUCCCUAAGAACCAGUCCCAUUCUUUUAUCUCACAGGGGAGUCCAGAUACUCUGGUAACUCUGAGCCAGAACUGCUUGAUGGGAAUUCACGGCUGGCUGCCCUAUGACAAGAACAUAUCCAACUAUUUCACCUUCAUCAAAGACCCCACCGUAGCCGGUGUAAAGACUCAGAGGUUUCUAGCAGGGCCGUUCUCUCCAGGGGUGGAAGUCACAGCUCACCUGUUUGUUGUGUCUCAUGACGGGAAGCUGCUCUUCAGUGGAGGCCACUGGGACAACAGCCUGAGAGUGACGUCACUCGUCAAGGGCAAAACAGUGGGGCAGCACAUCCGCCACAUGGACAUCGUAACGUGCCUGGCCACAGAUCACUUUGGGAUACACCUGAUCUCUGGCUCUAGAGACACCACCUGUAUGGUGUGGCAGGUGCUACAGCAGGGUGGUGUUCCGGUGGGUCUGUCCCAUAAGCCAGUGCAGGUGUUGUACGGACACACAGAUGAAGUUGUGAGCGUGUCUAUCAGUACAGAGCUGGACAUGGCGGUCUCUGGAUCACGGGAUGGGACGGUGAUCAUUCACACUGUUCGGAGGGGUCAGUACAUGCGCUCUCUGCGGCCGCCGUGUGAGAGCUCUCUGCCCGUGUCCAUCAUGCACCUGGCUGUGUCCUGGGAGGGACAUCUAGUGGUGCACACCUGCGUAGAGGGCAAAGCCACACUGAAGGAUAAGAACGCCCUGCACCUGUACUCUGUGAACGGGAAGCACCUGUGCAGCGCUCCUCUGAAGGAGCAGGUGACAGACAUGUGUGUUUCAGGAGAACAUGUCAUCAUCGGCAGUGAGCAGGGUUUCCUGUCUGUCAGAGAUCUCUACAGCCUGGCUCUGUGUGUGUCGCCGACGGCGAUGCGGGUGCCCAUCCGCUGUGUGUCUGUGACCAAGGAGCAAUCUCACGUGCUGGUGGGACUCGAUGACGGCAAGCUGAUCGUGGUGGGCGUGGGGAAACCUGCGGAGAUGCGUUCUGGCCAGAUUACAAGGAAACUCUGGGGCUCCAGUAAACGUCUCACUCAGAUCUCGUCUGGAGAAACAGAGUAUCACACCCAAGAGCAGCCCUGACCCCGCCCCCCUCCUGCCUGAUUGGCCCAUUGCCCCGUCAGUCACCCAAAACCAUUGUUUCAGUUUGGAGGAUGGCUCUCUCCUCUUGCUGAAACAAUAUGAAGGACUUUUUUAAGCACCUGUAUGCAAAUUUGUGUGUGUGUGUGUUGAGUCAAAAGGAUGCGUGUUCCCUCGUGUUGUAGACGUGUAGUUGAACUGGUGCAGGCACCAUCUAACUAUAUGUGUCUGAGUUCUGUGAAAACCCCCCUCUCUGUCGUUUUUCCACCACAUAUGCCACACACCUUUAGUUAAUCAUCAUCAUCAUCAUCAGCAUCAUUACAGCGUGUUUUUGUCACGUCAGGAUUUUUGUGUUUUUGUAGUACUUGUCCAGUUAUUCAUUUGUUUCUUAGUGGCCUUGUCAUAUUAAAUGACUUUCACAGGUGA
This is a messenger RNA of Cyprinus carpio (common carp), 9168 nucleotides long. RefSeq names its product neurobeachin-like protein 1. Gene Ontology annotation, molecular function: protein kinase binding. The record is from RefSeq and is a predicted model, not a curated record. Gene Ontology annotation, biological process: intracellular protein localization. Gene Ontology annotation, cellular component: cytosol; membrane. Lineage: Eukaryota; Metazoa; Chordata; Actinopteri; Cypriniformes; Cyprinidae.